Molecule: messenger RNA, 4377 nt
Organism: Caenorhabditis bovis
Lineage: Eukaryota; Metazoa; Nematoda; Chromadorea; Rhabditida; Rhabditidae
Source: the annotation of a GenBank genome assembly
AUGAGCGACGACCUGUUUUGGCGAUACCCGUUACCGUUUUGGCUGAGGGAUUGUGCCCUAGGCGAUCCACCGCUAAUUGAGGAAACUGAAUGGCGAAUUGCUACCCAACGCCAAGUUCCAUUUAAAUUUCAAGAAUUGUGCGAUGGCGUUCUGAUGAGCGUGUUGCUCAGAUUCAUCGAUCCCAGUACGGAAAUUUUCAUUGAUCAAAAUGUUGAUAAUGAACGAGAUUCUGCUUUCAAGCAGAAGCAACUUCGCGUAUUCUUUAACGCAAUUUCCAGGUUUUAUAAGGUUCGAAUGCAACAGAUUAUAGUGCUUUCAACGCCCGAUUUUUCACUUAUUGCCAGGAGCGUGAGUCCAGAUGAAUCUAUUGAAGAAGUCAACAAAUUGAUAUUGUUACUUCUUGGUUGCGCAAUUCAAAGUGACAAGAAACGUGAUUUUGUAGAUCGAAUCACUAAAUUUGAUCGGAAUAUUCAAAUUGGUCUUGCUUCCUAUAUUCAACAGCUGACUGAAGGGGAUUCCGUAGUCAUCAGUUCAAUUCGUAGUGAAAUAGUAUUCCGACACUUGGACCAAGUAAUGAAGGAUCGCGACAUGCAAGUCGAAAUUUCUUCAAUUGAUCAUGAUAGUGACGAGGGAAGUAGUAUCACAACGAGUUCUAGUUUGAAUGGAGAAAUUAAACAUUAUGAUCGAUCGACGUCUCCAAACUCCUUUCAAAGACAGUCUGCCAUUGAGCUUGCUCACGUUAAACAAGAGAUGAGAAGAUUAAGAAAAGCUGCUGAAGAUAGGGAUGAAGAAAAUCAGAAUUUGAUGAAGGAUCUUGAAUCGAAAAUGUCGAAGAUCACACACCUUGAAAAUGAACGCUUAGAACUGCUAAAGAAAGCGAGGCAAGUGCGAAACCUGCAGGAUGACAUUCAGGUGGCUCAGCAUGAAAUAGAAAGGCUCAAAUCUCUAGAAGGGGUUGACAAACAGCUGAGAGAGACCAAAGAUCAGAAUGAGCUUCUACAAAUGAAGUAUGAGGUAAUCGAAUCGAAGUGUAAAACUCUGGAAGAUACCAUUGAGGAGCUCGAUCGCAAAAUUGAAAAUCUUCAAAUAGAAAAUAUGCGAUUAAACGAUGUAGUCAAAGAAUUCGAACGAUCGAAAACUUGCUUCAGGGAUUUGGAAAGUGAAAUUGAGAAAAAAAAUUCUGAAAUAAAUGAGCUCAAUGAAGAGAAAUACCGAAUGGAGAGAGAACUGAAGGAACGAGAGGAAAGAAUAUCGCAGCUAGAAUCGAACUCGCCGUCAUUUACCCCUCGGCAUAUUGGAUCUUUAGCUGAUCAGCUUGAUGAUGCUGAGAAAGAGGAGAUGGAUCGACUUCGAGCUGAGAACCGCAAGCUUCGUGCACAAACCGAAGGCGCAGUUCCAGAGAAUUUUGAACUUGAUAAGCUUAGAUCUAAACUUGCCGCUCAAGAGGUUCUGCUGGCUGAGACUCGCCUAGAAUCUCAGAAGAUGAAGGUAGAACGAGAACAGAUUGAUGGAACAUUAGAUCGUGUCAGCAUUGAGCUUGAACAGGCCACUAUAAAAGUCGAAGAUAUGCGGGCCGAAAGAGAUGAAGCUAUUCGAGGUCUUCACGAAGCCCGCAGAAAGUUUGCUCAAUUCCAAACGGAAUUUGGCAAGAAGAUUGAAGAAAAGACGGAGUUCAAGAUUCGCGACCUUGAAUUCGAACUUAAAGAAUCUCGAAGGAAGUUAAAUCAAGCUGAAGAGGAUCGAUUGGAGUCGGACCAUCACUUGGAGCGUCUUAGAGAUGAACAGAGGAAGCUAAGGUUCGAAGUCGAUGAGAUGAGUGAAGAGAAGUCGCAGAUGGUGUCCGCUCUUGCACAUGCGGAGCGAGCCAGGAAGAACGCUGAAACAGAGCGGAACGCCCUGCGAGAGAAAAACGAAAAGAUUGAAGAUGAGCUAGAGGAGCUGAGGCUCAGGCUUCUUAAUGUCGAUAAUUCCGCCAAACGGCUUGAGGACCGUGAGAAGCUGAUUGUCGAACAGCAGAAUCGGCUAGGUGAUUUGGAAUCCGAAAACAAAACGGUUCAGCGGCAAUUAGAAUUUGAGUUGAAAAAAACGCAACGACUUCGUGAAGACCUUGUUAUGGAGAAAUCAAAGGGUGCCGAACUGAUUGGAAGAUUGAGAUCACUGUGUGCAGCUGUGGCAAUGAAUGGCGGAAAAAUGGAUACUAGCGAAAUGGGCGACACUGAACUCGUUAGCACCAUUGAUGAUAUUAUUAUGAAUGCUUUGUCUAAUGCAAAACGAGAAUCGGAUGCGUUGAGGCUUCAACAACACCAGCAGAUUGCAGAAUUAGCAGAUUUGAAGACAGAUAUCGAGAAAUUGAGAAGAACCGAGAGAGUUUCACUAUUGGAGAGUGACGAUCGUGUCCGCGAGUUGAAUCAGGAAAAUGUGAACAUGAAAGAGCAGGUGUUCAUACUACAGGAGAAAAUUCGUGAACUUAACGUCGAAAUAUCGGCGAAGCAAAAUGAGAUCCAGCUGGCGCGUUCCAAUAUUGAAGAGCUCAACCGGAAUGCUACAGCAACAAGCGUCAAUAACACUGAGGUUGCACGCCUUCAAGUUUCUUUAAGGAACGCUCAGCUACAAGAAGAACUCGUCAAACAAGAAAACACGGAACUUCGUAAACAACUUGACUUUGCGGAAAAAAACGCAGCAAAAACCAAGACGGACUUGAAUGUGCUUGAAUCGAUGCACAAAGCACUUCUAUCGGACCACAGCCGCCUACAGCAAUUGCACAACCUUCUGAGUCGCGAUUACGAAGAUACAAAGAACGAGUCGAGCGAAAUGCGUGCAAAAUUGCGUGCUCAUCAACAUUCUUCGCCGGUUACUUCUCAUCAUUCACGUGAACUCGAAGAGCUUCGCACUCAGUUAGCGCUGGAGAAAUCUGCCAGGGACAAACAACUUCGCGCGUAUGCAGAUUUGCAGAAUGAGCAUGGUCUGGUACGACGACAAGUGGACCACUUACGAACUGAAAAUGAGAAUUUGGCAAGAAAUCGCGAUACUCUCAGCCAGGAAUUAAGAAAAAAUCGCAAUAACGAUAUUACGAAAAGAUAUAACGGAUUGUUAGAGGAUUUGAAUCGACAACUUCAAUCGAAGGAAUUAGAAAUAGCUAAGAUGAAUCAUAAAAUUGAUGCACUCACUCAGUUAAAUCAAACGUAUAAUGAAGAGAACAGGAACCUCUCUAGACAGUUGGAAAUUCUUCUUGCUCAAAAUAAAGAACUACUUAAUAGAGCUUUGAAUGAUAAGGAUCAAUAUCAUUCGGAGAUGAAAGACUUCCAGGAACAGCUCACAGCAUUAAGAAGGCACAAAGAAAAACUCGAAGAUAAGAUAAUGGAUCAGUAUCGCACUAUGGAGAAUAAAAAGACGCAAGAGAGAAAGCAACCUCUGGUCAAAAGAGCAGCAAAAGCUUUGAUCAGUCGGCGGCGAGCAUCGUCCCAAGGCGGCUCAACGACAGAAGAUUCAAGUGCAUACUCCGCCGAUGAAGGAGCCUCACCACCCCUAGGUAAUAAUAAAUUAAAACCCGAAAUCUCCGCUCCAAUUGCCUUGUUGUCGUCCAUUCCGGAAAGUUGUCCGCUUCACGGCAAACUACGUGAUAUUACUCCACAGUUCGCUGAAGAAGCGCGCAUGAAAUCAUUGUCGCUUCGUCUUCCUACGAUGCGUCGUCGCGCGCCUCUAUUUCGCGAUGAUACAAAUCGCGGAGCGUACAAUAAUCCGAAUGUUCGAGAAGUUCAUGAUAAUUUGCUGGCGACAUGCUCGUCUUCGGAAGAUCAUGAUUGCAACUCACUGAGAUAUGAGUCAAUCAAUGUUCCUAGAGAGAUUUUACAAACAUUUUCGUCGCCAUUAAGACAGCGUGGAGAUCCGAUUGGUGGAUCGGUUCGGUUACCCUCAACUCAUAUUCCACGGAUUUUACAUUCGCAAACUUAUGAUAAUUUUAAAGAUCUUCCGGAGAAGCAGCUAAAAUCCCUACCUCCUCGAGCCCCAAUUAGAAAUUCCUCAGCGACGUCUUCACUCCGCCUCCGACCCCCUCCACCCCCGUAUCCAUCCAAAAAUCAUAAUCAAUCGUUGCCAGUAUAUUCAAUCCAUAAUUGCGACACCUCAACAUCACCGCCGCUGUUCCAGCCAAGAUCCGCAUCUACUCCUAAGCCUGAUGAUUCACUGACGUUAAUGAAUGAUUCCAUCCUGGAUCGUUCAGUUGUUCCUGAAGGCGAAAAACGUAGUUUUGUUAGAGAAAAAGACGAACGAACGGACAAGGCGUUGAGCUACUAUGAAAAUGUGCAGGGGCCAUCAACCUCGAACUCCGAAGGAAAAGUAAACGAAUCAACAGUGUGGUACGAAUAUGGAUGUGUGUAA